Messenger RNA from Bradysia coprophila, 942 nucleotides. Its product is annotated as putative nucleoporin Nup54. NCBI's taxonomy places the organism in Eukaryota, Metazoa, Arthropoda, Insecta, Diptera, Sciaridae. The record is from RefSeq and is a predicted model, not a curated record.
AUGGAAAAGAAGUACGAAUGUGCCAAAAAAAAAUUCGCGGAAAAUAUGAAUUGGAACAGCAUAAACGUUCCAGGUCAAGCGGCUGCUCAAGAAUUUGGUACUGGAUUCGGUAUGAGUACAUCAACUUCAGCUGCACAAUUUGGAUUAGAGACAUCCACCGCAUUAACCAGAUUCGGCGCGACCCCAGCUUCGUCAGCACCUACAUUUAACUCAUUCGGAGGGGCAGGCCAUCGAGACGAACGUGACACGGUGAUAGCGAAGUGGAAUUACCUACAGGCAAUGUACGGAACGGGUAAAGCUUACUACAGUCAAAGUGCGGCCCCGAUCGAAAUUACUCCGAAAAAUUAUUUGUGUCGCUUCAAAGCCUUCCGCUAUACUAAACUAUUUGGCAAUGAUAAUCGAAUGGGUCACCUGUCGCUAGUGUUUAGCACGCCGGUGAAUCAGGUGAAGGACAAUCAUUUCAUUUCAGUUUCAAAUUACGAUUGUUUUACAAUACAAAAACAUCUGCGUAGCUCUAGUGUGACGAAGUCAAUUCGAAAGAGCUACGAAAGCUACAAUCAGCAGCAGCUAGUAAAUCAAUUGAAUCAGGUCCUGGGCAACAAGCCAACACUUACAGUAAAAGUGGACCGUAUCGUGCAAGUGACCGACUAUAAAUCAGAGUUGAUGAUUUUCGUGGAAGAGAAGUCACAGACAUCCACUGAAACAAAGAAAAUUUUGGCCACCGAACUCUGCGAUUUCUUGAACCAACCGAUGAUUUCGAAUAAAGUGACCGGUAUGGGUGUGGAUGAGGUGAUUGCUAUGGUCUUGCCCGACGAAGAAACGUUAGUAGAAUAUUUGGACAAUCCACCGGAGGGCAUCAACCCGCGAAUGUGGAAACACGCCAAACAGAACCAUCCUGAUUCCACAAAAUUCAUUCCAGUGUCACGGAAAAAGUGGACGUAA